Messenger RNA from Stylonychia lemnae, 1434 nucleotides. Lineage: Eukaryota; Ciliophora; Spirotrichea; Sporadotrichida; Oxytrichidae. The record is from the annotation of a GenBank genome assembly.
AUGAUUAAAAAAGAACUAGAAAAGAACCGCUAAAAGCGUUAAGAUUAUAUUGCUGAGUUAAAAAUAUAUCAAAACAAACUGCAAAAGUGUCUUAAGGAGAAGGACUAAUUUUCACAGCAAAUUGAGUUUUUGUAGCAUGAAAUUUCCAUUUCUUAAAGUGUCUUAAAAGAUUGCAUCAAUGAAUUCAAUGAAGAUGCCUUCUUUGAGAUUGGCUAACUUCCAAAAAACAUUGUAAAGCAAAAAGAAGUGAGCAAUAUUCUUGCAAUAUUCAGUGAAUGCUUGGGAAUAACACUAACAACUCUAGAGUUCAAAAUAGAUAUGUUCAAGAAAGGAAAUAAGAAUUAGUUUAAUCAUUACGACGAGUUAGUUGAUUAAAUGAGUGAAAUGUCAAGAAAUGAAGAAAAGUAAACUGAGUUCUUCAAGAUAUUGGAUGUUAAGCAAUGGGAUAAAUUACUUGAAAUUUGGAAAUAAAAACCUGUCUUAGAUUAAUUAAUGAAAAGCAAAACAGAUAAGUAAGAAAAAUACAAAGUGAAAGAUAAUCUGAGAGGUCUUAAGAUCAUUUGCAAAUGGAUCUGUGGAUUGAUUGAGAUUCAUUUCAAGUUCCAAGCUAUUUGCUUUGUUAAGAAGAAGCUGGAUAAAACUAAAUACAAGAAUUAGUUAGCAUCAUCUAAGCCUUUUUCAUCAGAAUUACAAAGCACAACAAUUAGUUCAAAGUUUGAGAGGUCGAUAGGAGAAUCAGAAUUCAGACAAAUUAAAAUGAUAUCUGACCAAAGAGAUCAAAGAAAGCUGAUACCCUUCGAUUUAGCUUAAAAACCUAAGCCGAGAUUUGAUAAACCUUAAUAAGACAGCGGAAUAAUAACAACGGUUCCCUUAUAGAUUGCUGCAAAAAAUAAAACAUAAAAAAGUUAAAGUUUCAAGAACUCUAUGAUUCGAAGUUCAUCGAUGCCAAGAGACGGAAUGAAAAAUAAGCAAUAAUAGAAGCUAGAGACUUCCAAAUAAUCAAGAAUAAGCUUGAUGAAGACUUCAAAUGGAUCAACUUAUGAUAUUAUCAAAGAAAGUAAUGAAUAUUCUAUGAGUUAAGAGAAAACUGUAAAUCAGGAAUCAAUCUACGAGGCACUUUUUAAAAUGGAUUAUUAAUCGAUCGACUCUAUGAUUAACACCAAAGCUAAUAAUAGCUUUGUGAAAACAUUGCCUAAUCAAACAUCUCGCACAACCAACAAAGAUAUACCUAGAUAGUCAACUGAAUUUGAAAAAUAGUAGUCUUAAGCACAAUAUUUAGAUGAUAUUUCCUUCUAUGAUGUGGAUCUCAGAUCAGGUUUGGACUAAGAUCUUGAAAAUUUUGUAAAUAAACGACUAUAAAAAUUAACAGAGAUGGCUUAGCAUCAUCACCAAAUAUAAAACCACAACUAAUAGUGCAGAUUCUUUUGUUUUUGA